UGCGCCGUGGGGUCCAGCCCGGAGGCUGCGCGGGUGCCCGUGGCUCCGCGCCCCGCCAGACCCCCCCAAAGCGCGGGAUGGAGUCCCGGCAGAGGCGGCGGCGGCGCAGUCACCGCCCGCCGGUCUCUGCUUUCCUGCGUGACCCGGGCUCGGGGCGCGUGUAUCGGCGCGGGAAGCUGAUCGGCAAGGGCGCCUUCAGCCGCUGCUAUAAACUGACCGACAUGUCCACCAACUCCGUGUUCGCGCUCAAGGUGGUGCCUCGGGGCGGGGGCGGCCGCCUGCGACUGCGUGGGAAGGUGGAGCGUGAGAUCGCCCUGCACAGCCGCCUGCGACACCGCAACAUCGUGGCCUUCCACGGACACUUUGCCGACCGCGACCACGUGUACAUGGUGCUGGAAUACUGCAGCCGCCAGUCGCUAGCCCAUGUCCUGGAGGCGAGACGCACUCUGACGGAGCCAGAAGUUCGCUACUAUCUGCGUGGCCUGGUCAGCGGCCUGAGCUACUUGCAUCAGAGGAGGAUCGUACACCGGGAUCUGAAACUCAGUAAUUUCUUCCUGAACAAGAACAUGGAGGUGAAAAUCGGGGACCUGGGCUUGGCCGCCAGGGUGGGCCCAGGGGGCCGCUGUCAUAGAGUGCUCUGCGGAACCCCAAAUUUCCAGGCCCCAGAGGUGGUGUCCCGGAACGGUCAUUCAUGCCAGUCUGACAUCUGGGCUCUGGGCUGCGUCAUGUACAUGGUGCUGACCGGCGCACCCCCCUUCUCGGCGGCCCCCCUAUCCGAGAUGUACCAGAAUAUCCGAGCUGGCCGCUACCCUGAGCCGGCCCACCUGUCCCCCAACGCCCGGAGCCUCAUCGCCCGCCUGCUGGCUCCCGACCCUGCAGGGCGUCCCAGCCUGGAUUUGCUUCUGCAGGACGAUUUCUUCACCCAGGGCUUCACCCCGGAUAGACUGCCACCCCACUCCUGCCACAGCCCCCCGAUCUUCGCUGUUCCCCCACCUCUGAGUCGCCUCUUCCGGAAAGUGGGACGGAUGAUGCUGAGCCAGUGUCGGCCCCCCUGUCCCUUCACCCCAGAGGAGGCCUCGGGUCCAGGAGAAGAUGGAGGGAAUCCUGAUUCCAUGGAAUUGGGGGGCAAGGCCCCCCUGUUGGAGACAAGGGCUCCUAACACCGAGUGUCCCACCCACCUGCUCUCCCAAGGGUCCCUCAGAACUGACCCCAAUGAGCCUGAGGGGAGCCCCAGGGGAGAAGUGGAGGAGGCCAUUCGAAGCCUGAGACUCUGCCUGGACCCUGGAUCUACCCUGGACCUGGCCACACAGGACCCCCUGGAAGAGCAGCAGCCCAUUCUCUGGGCCCCUAAGUGGGUAGAUUAUUCCAGAAAGUAUGGCUUCGGCUACCAGCUGUCGGACGGGGGCAGCGGGGUUUUGUUUCGGGAUGGCACUCACAUGGCCGUGCGUCCCCCAGAGGGGAAAGUCAGCUACAUGCCUGCCCGGGGAAGUGUGUACACGUGGGCGCCCAGAGAUGUGCCAGGACCUCUGAGUGCCAAGCUGGCAGUUCUGCAGCUUUUUACUGGCUAUUUGCGGCGACGGAGGCGACGGGGAUUGGACAGAGAUGCACCAGCUCCAUAUACUGACCAUGGCCUGUGCCUGCUGCGUUUCCUCGCAUCCCCGCGUGCCCUGCUGCUGCUCUUCAGCGAUCACACCUUGCAGGUGAGUUUCACUGCAAAGCAAGCGCAUCUGGUGCUGAGCGGCCGAGGCGAAGGUUUGAUGCUCAGCGUGUGGGAACAGGGCCAGUCCCGCCUCUCCUACCCGCUGGGGGUCCUGAGGAGCGGUGGCUGCACCCCCACAGUCCGACGGCGCCUUCUCCGCUCUCUGCACUUGCUACAGAGCAUCUAGCAGAUGAGAGUGGACUCCUUCGGACACCCAGGAACCCUGGCUGCAUUCCAGCUCCUCAAACUUCCUUCUAGACUCAGUUUCCCCACCCUCAAACAUGAUGGGGGUGGGGGGCUCAAAGUGAGGGUCCCCACACCCUCCCUUCCUGGCAUGACUGUUGAAAACAGAUUUGUUUGUUCUUUUCUCAUUAAAAGAAAACGUGUCUGUA
Suncus etruscus (white-toothed pygmy shrew) is the source of this 2091-nucleotide messenger RNA. It is a transcript of the gene PLK5, whose product is annotated as polo like kinase 5 (inactive). Gene Ontology annotation, biological process: protein phosphorylation; mitotic cell cycle; regulation of cytokinesis. The coding region runs from base 78 to 1886 and encodes 602 amino acids. Lineage: Eukaryota; Metazoa; Chordata; Mammalia; Eulipotyphla; Soricidae. Gene Ontology annotation, cellular component: nucleus; centrosome; cytoplasm. The transcript is spliced from 15 exons. Gene Ontology annotation, molecular function: protein binding; protein serine/threonine kinase activity; ATP binding. The record is from RefSeq and is a predicted model, not a curated record.